AUGUCAAAGGGCACCACCUAUCUGCUGGUCUCGCUGCCCACAUCCAUCGCCCCGAGCAGCCACGCCGAUGAAGCCCUCGGCGCCUUGAGCGCCACGGUUACGCCCGACGUCGGGUCCACCUACCCGUUCGCGAUCCCGACCUUCAAGAUUGGCACCCUUGAUGCGCUGGUGCAGCAGGCCGACGAGCUGACCAAGCUGGAGGCGGCGUGUCAGGGCGUCGUCGUAAAGGUCGGCGACAGCCUGAAGACGAUCCUGGACGGCGACGAGGCCAAGGUGCAGCAGCAGAAGACCAUCAACGACAAGCCCGUCGACCAGUACCUGCGCACCUUCCAGUGGAACAAAGUCAAGUACCGCGCGGACAAGUCGAUCAAGGAGCUGAUAGACUCGCUGCAGAAGGAAAUACAAGGCAUCGACAACGACGUCAAGGCAAAGUACAGCCAGUACAACCAGACAAAGUCCGCCGUCACAGCCGCUGAGCGCAAGCGAUCCGGCAACCUCUCCACCAAGUCCCUCGUCAACGUCGUAGACCCCAAGGCCCUCAUCCAAGACUCGGAGUACCUCGACACGCACCUCGUCGCCGUCCCCAACACCGUCGUCAAAGAAUUCUACAAAUCGUAUGAAGAGCUCUCGCCCAUGGUCGUCCCGCGCUCCGCCAACAAGCUCGCCGAAGACGGCGAAUUCACCCUCUUCGGCGUCACGACGUUCAAGAAGCACUCGACCGAAUUUGUGCACAAGUGCAGAGAAAAGCGAUGGACACCGCGAGAGUACAAGUUCAAGGAGGGCGGGAAGGAGGAGGAGGCCAAGGAAGCAGACCAGCUGGCCAAGGACGAGAAGAAGCUGUGGGGCGAGGCGCUAAGGCUGGGCCGCACGGGGUACAGUGAAAGCGCAAUGAUCUGGAUCCACGUCCUCGCCCUGCGCGUGUUUGUCGAGACGGUGCUGCGAUACGGACUGCCGCUGGACUUUGUGUGCGGGCUGGUGCAGACCAACACGAAAAAGGCGAAAAACGCAAAAACCAACCUCGACACCGCAUACUCGUACCUCGGUGGUAAUGCAUUCGGACGCGACAGCAAAGGCCGCGUCAAGAAGGACGACUCGGCCACGACGAGCGACAUGCAGCAAGCUGGCCACGUCGACCAGGAGUACACGGCGUAUGUUUACUACGAGUUUGAGAUUGUAUAGUUGUGGGCGGACGUGUUUAGAAGCAAAGCAAUGAAUGAGAUUGCCCGUCGCGAGUCAAGACAGCAUACAGACUUUCGAGGAACGCGUGAUUUUCACAUGCAGAAGAUUAUGCUGAUGUUGCGAAUUUGGGGUAUUGGAAUUGAUAUAGUUUAGUUUGAACCUGAACGCCAGCUAAUGCUUCGUUUUUGCUGGAUUUGACAGCGCCCUUUACAGAAAUCCUCGUCGCUCAACACUUUCAUUCCGCAUCUACACCCUCCCCACUACGCUUCUUCUUUUUCUUCUCCUUCUCCUCGCCCUCCUCGCGUUUCCGCUUCUUCUUCUUAUCCUUAUCCUUCUUCUCCACCCCCUCAUCCUCCGCCGGCGCAACAUACUCCGCCAUACGCUCA
This is a messenger RNA of Dothidotthia symphoricarpi CBS 119687, 1565 nucleotides long. Its product is annotated as ATPase, V1 complex, subunit C. The transcript is spliced from 5 exons. Gene Ontology annotation, biological process: proton transmembrane transport. Gene Ontology annotation, molecular function: proton-transporting ATPase activity, rotational mechanism. The coding region runs from base 1 to 1179 and encodes 392 amino acids. Lineage: Eukaryota; Fungi; Ascomycota; Dothideomycetes; Pleosporales; Dothidotthiaceae. The record is from RefSeq and is a predicted model, not a curated record. Gene Ontology annotation, cellular component: vacuolar proton-transporting V-type ATPase, V1 domain.